CUGAUAGGUGGCACUGACUGGCACUAAUAGGUGGCACUGAUUGGCAGCACUGAUAGGUGGCACUGACUGGCACUGAUGGGUGACACUGAAAGGCAGCUCAGAUGGUCACUGAUAUGUGGCAUUGAUGUGCACUGGUAGGCACUGAUAUGUGGCAUUGAUGUGGCACUGAUGGACACUGACAGCUGGCACUGCUGGGGCUACACUGAUCAUCAGGGCACACUGAUCAUCGGUGCUCUGAUGAUCACUGUCAGCGUGACAGCUCGAGAGGAGAGAAAUGCCGAUAACCGGCAU
This is a messenger RNA of Staurois parvus, 291 nucleotides long. NCBI's taxonomy places the organism in Eukaryota, Metazoa, Chordata, Amphibia, Anura, Ranidae. The record is from the annotation of a GenBank genome assembly.